This is a messenger RNA of Anguilla rostrata (American eel), 2178 nucleotides long. Its product is annotated as histone-binding protein RBBP4. Gene Ontology annotation, molecular function: nucleosome binding; histone binding. The transcript has 12 exons. The coding region runs from base 159 to 1436 and encodes 425 amino acids. The record is from RefSeq and is a predicted model, not a curated record. Gene Ontology annotation, cellular component: NuRD complex; nucleus; ESC/E(Z) complex. NCBI's taxonomy places the organism in Eukaryota, Metazoa, Chordata, Actinopteri, Anguilliformes, Anguillidae. Gene Ontology annotation, biological process: regulation of DNA-templated transcription; chromatin remodeling.
AUGAUUACGAUGCGCACAUUGUUUAAGCCUGCUGAUUGGUUGCUGUUGGCGCGAAGGUGGUCCUGGUUUCGUUAUUCGGUGCUUUGGGGACAAAGAGCAGUCUUGCUGUUUUUGCCGACUGUAUAUCCCUCAGGUUGGAUAUAACCACACACACCGAAAUGGCUGAUAAAGAAGCAGCAGCGUUCGACGAUGCGGUGGAGGAGCGGGUGAUCAACGAGGAGUACAAGAUCUGGAAGAAGAACACCCCGUUCCUCUACGACCUGGUGAUGACGCACGCCCUGGAGUGGCCGAGUCUCACCGCGCAGUGGCUGCCCGAUGUCACCAGGCCGGAGGGGAAGGACUUCAGCGUGCACCGGCUGGUGCUGGGCACGCACACCUCGGACGAGCAGAACCACCUGGUCAUCGCCAGCGUCCAGCUGCCCAACGACGACGCGCAGUUCGACGCGUCGCACUACGACAGCGAGAAAGGAGAGUUUGGCGGUUUCGGCUCGGUGAGCGGGAAGAUUGAGAUUGAGAUUAAGAUCAACCACGAGGGCGAGGUGAACCGCGCGCGCUACAUGCCCCAGAACCCCUGCAUCAUCGCCACCAAGACCCCCACCAGCGACGUGCUCGUCUUCGACUACACCAAGCACCCUUCCAAACCAGACCCUUCUGGAGAGUGCACCCCAGACCUGCGUUUGAGGGGUCACCAGAAAGAGGGGUACGGCCUCUCCUGGAACCCCAACCUGAGCGGCUGCCUGCUCAGCGCGUCCGACGACCAUACAAUCUGCCUGUGGGACAUCAGCACCGUGCCGAAGGAAGGGAAGGUGGUCGACGCGAAGACCAUCUUCACCGGGCACACGGCGGUGGUGGAGGACGUCUCCUGGCACCUGCUGCACGAGUCGCUCUUCGGCUCCGUGGCCGACGACCAGAAGCUCAUGAUCUGGGACACUCGCUCCAACAACACGUCCAAGCCCAGUCAUGCGGUGGAUGCCCACACAGCCGAGGUCAACUGCCUGUCCUUCAACCCCUACAGCGAGUUCAUCCUGGCCACCGGCUCGGCCGACAAGACUGUGGCUCUCUGGGAUCUGCGCAACCUCAAACUGAAACUGCACUCCUUCGAGUCCCACAAGGAUGAGAUCUUCCAGGUGCAGUGGUCGCCCCAUAACGAAACCAUCCUAGCCUCCAGCGGGACAGACAGGCGCCUCAACGUGUGGGACCUCAGUAAAAUCGGAGAGGAACAGUCUCCUGAGGAUGCUGAGGACGGCCCCCCUGAACUCCUGUUCAUCCAUGGCGGGCACACGGCCAAGAUCUCGGACUUCUCCUGGAACCCCAACGAGCCCUGGGUCAUCUGCUCCGUCUCCGAGGACAACAUCAUGCAAGUCUGGCAGAUGGCAGAGAACAUCUACAACGACGAGGACCCAGAGGGAGCGGCAGACACGGAGGUGCAGGGAUGAGACCCCGCCCACCUCCUGCUGCCCCGCCCAUUCCCCACGGCCACGCCCUCUCAAUGAAUAUUCCUGGCACAGUGGCAGAUAGAGCUGCUCUUUAUUUACAAACAGCCAAUCACUGGACAGAGUCAUUUAUAACAGAGAGACAAGUGACACAACAGCAAGUUUUUCCAACUUGCAAUUAAUACAAGAAAGAAAAAAAAACAGAAAAUGUAUUUUUUAAAUGAAAAUUGCUCUUGUGGUGUUACAUCUUUUUAAAAAGAAGUGCAUGUUUAUUGCAGCAAUUCAGUCCUAUUUUUUAUGUUGGAUUGUUUUGUUUUUACACCUCCUCAUUCAAAGGUACUUCAGCAUUUUUGUUAUUUAACAAGCCCCCUGACUGAAUUAAUAAUUCAGUCCUUUCCCUCUCUUCUUCUGAAGUACCUUACCUAUGUGACAGAUUCAGAUUCUCUUCUUCACAGCCCUUGGUUUUCGCGUGCUCUUGCUUAUCAACUACAGCCAUUUUUUUUUUUUGUCAGGAAGGCCGAUAUCUGAAGGAACUGUGGUGCCGGAAAGUUCCGGACUCUCACACUUGUCAUGGCUUCGGUCCAGAACGACGAGGCGUGUCGCGUUGGCUGUCCGUUUUGAUUUUCUUUCGAGUCGCGAGACCGUGCUGUGACAUGCGUUUGUGUCCCCUUGUACUUUUCUCUGCUUUUUUUUUUUUAGGUAACUGUAUAAAGUCAAUUGAUGAUAAUAAAUUGUUUUGUAUCUA